Molecule: messenger RNA, 1098 nt
Organism: Nanorana parkeri
Lineage: Eukaryota; Metazoa; Chordata; Amphibia; Anura; Dicroglossidae
Product: beta-1,3-galactosyltransferase 5-like
Exons: 2
Coding region: 1-1098 (365 amino acids)
Cellular component (GO): membrane
Molecular function (GO): protein N-acetylglucosaminyltransferase activity
Source: RefSeq, a predicted model, not a curated record
AUGGUCCUAGCAGCCCUUUUCCAGGUCCUCAAGACCGAAAAUCCCAGCAUCUUGGACCUUCAGGAGAUCCUGGGCCCCAUUGUGGCCAAUCACAGCCGUGCCCCAGUCCUCCGCCAAUCAGAGACUUUGUACCACAACAAGGAUGAGUUUUACAUGGAUAUGUCUGAGUACUCUCGGCAGUACCCGGCCCUUCAAGAGUACCACUGCCGAACCUUCAUAGGUCUCUCUGGGUAUUGCCGGACUUCAGACCCUCUGAUCAUCUUGGCGGUGAAAUCCCAUCCUGCCUCCUCCGGGAGGAGAAGCGCGCUACGUUACACCUGGGCUCAGGAGAGGAGGAUUUGGGGAUACAGGUUCCUCCCCGUGUUCCUCCUUGCCAAUUCCGGCCGCCGGCCAGAGAUCGAGAGCUUGGUGGAGGAAGCCUUAUUUUACGGUGACAUUGUACUGUGGGACUUCAUGGAGAGCCACCAUAACUUAUCCCUGAAGGAACGCUGCUUCCUGGAGUGGCUGCAUUACCGCUGUCCGGAGGCCAAGUACAUACUCAAAGCUGACGAUGAUGAGUUUGUGAACCCGCACUCCCUGGCCUCCUACAUCUCCUCCACCGUACAGAGGUUCCCUCUCCAGGUCCAUGGAUUCUGCCAGACUCGGGCCCCGGUGGAACGUAACGGUAAAUACGGCAUCCCCGUCAGUGCCUUCCCGAACAAGUUCUACCCACCGUUCGUGUCUGGUGGGGGAUUCCUCUUCCCUGGCGAGGUGGUCCCAUCGCUCCUCCAAGCAUCGCUCACCAUCCCUGUCUUCCCAUUGGAUGAUGUGUACUUUGGUCUGUUGGCUCUCGCCGCCAAUGUCUCCUUCCACCACGAGCUGCGCUUCCGUACCUUCGGGCUGAAGUCCAACGAGAUUUGCCGCUUCCGGGACGUCCUGGUGGUCCACAGAUUAUCGAGACGUCGCCUGCUGGAAAUCUGGGACGCCCUUCCUUACACCUUACCAUGUCCACCUAGCGAUACAGAGAAGCAAGAGUAUGAGAGGAUAGUCCAAAGUGUACAACGGAGUGACGACAGAAGCGCUAAAGUGGACCUGUCAUCAGAUAAAUUAUUCAUAUGA